AUGGGCGACGCUUCAUUAAGCGGUCCAUCAAAAGCUGAAAAAUUGGCAGCCGCUAAAAAGAAGGUUUUUCUGAUUUACGCGCGUCUUUGUCCUAACUGUUCUCUUUAGUUGAAAGAGUUUGAAUCGAGACGACAAAUUGAUGGCGGAUCGCCCUCGCCGAGCGUUGUUUCUGAACAUGGCAACGGUUUCAACGGAACGGGGAGCUACCUAACCGAAGAUUCUUUAAUAGGUAGGUAUUUUUAUCUUAUGAUUGUCAUAUAAUCCGUACUUCAGUAAGAGCAGAACCGGCAUAUGACAGUGCCAAUACUUCACAAGCCAGCAGAUCUCAAUCAGUUCAUGGAAAUCCUGUAAUUAAUGGUUUUACAAACCAAGGCACCGGCGUUAGUGUUAGUUAUUUUUUUCGGAAAAAAUUUUCAAAACUCGAAAUGUUUUAGGUCUCGCCGUAUCCGGAAGGAUCUCAAAAUGAAUGGUACAACGCAUAUCAGCAAUUGAAGGCUCAGAAUGAUGAAUUGGUAAUUUUUGUUUGAAUGAAACACUUCAAAAAGUAUUACUAGUUUUUAUGAAGCCGCAAAAGUAUUGAAUAUGAUUGCAAAUAUAAUUAAAAACGAAUUCAAUUAAAAUUCAACUGCGUACCUACAAGUCUUGAUGUCACUUAUAUUCAUUUUUUUUUCUAGCCGUAAUCUAAAUAGAUGAAAACCUUCCGAGGAAGUUUUCGAAGAUGUGUGACAUAAAUUUGGUUGAUAUGCUUUCAGUGCGCUCACUAUGGCGAGCUCCAUUCGGCCUAUUCUCAAGUCACCUCGACUGGCGUCCACGUCGAGGCCGAGAACCAAAUCCUGCAGUUGCAAUCUGUUAGUUGGCAACUUCUUCAAGUUCUUCAUGAAUGAGUUUCAGGCCCUGUCAACGAUGGUCGAGGAGAAGCUCAUGUGCCAGACUGAGCUGAGAGCGGCGCGCGACGAGCUGGAGGAGGAGCGCCAGAGCCACAAAGAGGUUUUUGAUUUUCACUUGGUCGUGUUAGUUUUGCUCAUUCAGAUGUAGGGAUAAUAUAUUUGAACAGAGAAACAGUUAAUUUACUUGUGUGGAAAUAGAAAUUUCGGAAGAAAGAACCAAGUAUUUCAAGCUGAAAGUACGGAAAAGCCACAAAGAGGUAUCUUUUUUUUUGGCUUUCACUUGAUCAUACCAGUUUCGUUCUUUUCCUUGUGCGGAAAAAGAAAAUUUUGAGAAAAACUAAGAUUUUUCAGCUCAAAAAACGGUUGACCACCAUCGGAAACAGUAGCGGAGAUCAGAAGGCUCUGUUGGCCAAGAUUGCCGAAAAAGACGGGAUUCUGGAAGCACGACAUCUGGAGCUCGAGUCGAUCCGAAGAGAAGCCGCCAACGCCCAGGCGGCCCUCCUCACCGUUCAACACGAACGGAGUGAGGCUCAGGUGAUUUGAAGCUCGGAAAAGGGAAAAAUAGUCAGUCCUCUGAAUUGUGAAUAUAGUGUUCAAAAAGGUGGAAGGCUUUGAAAAUUACUCUCUCAUCGCUAAAUACUCUAUUUCUAUGAGGGUUUCCAAAGAUUUCUUCAUUUUUUUAAAAAAAUUUUUUACACUUAGAGCCUCGUUUUUUUGUAGUUUUUUAAAUUACAGAAACUAAAUCAUGCAUUUCUCUUAUUUUAACGCGGUUUGUUGGAACUGAAUACAAUGUUGUUCCACUACUUUUAAUAGUUUUCGAACGAGUUUGAAAUGAAAUUUUGAAGGCGCGUGUGAGAAGUUUGGUGCGAGAGAACACGGCCAACGAGGCGCUGGUACAACAACUCCGAAAGGACCUUCAAAUGAAGGAAAUCUACCUCAAACAACUCGGAGCCCAUAAUAUCGCCCAUGCCGUUCCUGUCGACGAGAAUGCUCUCCGUCAAAUGCAUGGCAAGCUCUCAUGAUUAGUUCAAAAUCAUGAAAAAAAGCUUCAGAUCGAAUCGAAAGCCUGGAAAGUCAGUUGAACGAGGCGAAAAACGAGAAAUCGAGGCUUUUGAGUGAAUCCGCCGCCUUGAGAGCCCAUUAUUCUGAGAGGGAACAGGCCAUGCAAGAGAAACAGGCCGAGUUGACCGCUCAGGUCUUAGAAAUAAGAGAUCAUUGAAUUAGUGUUAAUUACUGUUUCAGCUUGAAGAAAUCCAGUCGAUCAGAUGGGCCGCCGAAGCCAACGCUCAACAGCUCGAAGAUCAACUUCACAUUACGAAAAAAGUAAGAAAUAAGCUCAGAAAACUUGGAUUUUUUUUUAGUUUUGUGGUGAUUUUGAAACAAGUUUAUUAGAUAAUAUCAAUUCUUACUUUCAAAAAAUGUCAUCCUUUUUGUACAGUCAAAUAGAAUAAAAGUAGUCUUUGAUUCAUAACCAGUAUACGAAUUUUAACCUUUUUGUCAUUUCAUUUUUCAAUUUAUAAGAAUUUUUUUUCUAGUACUUUUCAAGCUGGAAAAGUGAAAUUUUUGCAUUCCAUUCGUCAAAAUCAAUCUCUAUUGCUUCCUCUUUCACUUCAAACCCCCGGUUGACAUAUAUAUUUCCAGGAGCUGGAGCAUUUCCGCUCUGGCGAAGUCGGAGCUGACUCGGCUCCUCCUGCACAUCCGUCGAUAUCGGAAGAAGACGUCGAACGGCGUCUGAAAGAAGCCGUCCGCUUUGAACAGGCCAAAUGGCAGCGGAGUUUACAGGAAGAGCAGAGAAACCACGAGGAGCAGAUUCAGAACAAGGUGAUCAUACAAAAAAGGGCGAUAUUUCUGAUUUUUAGUUUGAGUUUAGUUUAAGCAAUAUUUUCUCUGAACUCAAAGUUUUUUUAAAAAGUGUUUUUUUACGAUAUUUCUUCAGUGUACUGAUAGCUUUUUGAAAGGAUGUUUCAUUUUUUCGAUUUUUGCCCUGAUUUUUUUCUGUUUCAAUUUAAAAAAAUAAAAAAAUAAAAUGUUCUUUCUGGAUAUACUCAAUUGGCGCGUUCUCUCUUCAAAAGUCAGCUUGUUAGAAAAAAAAACAAAAGUGUUAUUUUGUGUUUUGUGAUUCCGUUGGCCCGCUCUUUUUUUAACAAGUAAGAUGAUAAAAUAAUCAUCAGGAGAACGAUAGAACUUUGAUAAUUUUUUCUGAAACGCAGGACCGACUGAUUUUCGAAAGAGAACAGUCGCUGGCGGAAGUGGAGAUGAAGUACCGGCUGUUGGAGGAAAGGACUCUUGAAGCGAAUGCCAAUGGAGCGGUUUCUAUCCGUUCAUUUUCAGAAAGUAUCAAUAAUUUUUAGGACCUCCUUUCUCUCUCCGAACAACUCCAGAACGAAAAGGCGACGGUCUCCAGGGCAGUCGCUCAGAACCGAGAGCUCAAAGCGCAGUUGAUUGACACUGAAGACAGGUUUCUUUUGAAUCUUGUACUGACUAGCGAAUGGUCUGACUAGAGAACGUUUUUAGCCCCCCGUUUUCGAGUUAGGACACUUCAAAAGCUUAAAAUAGCGCUUUUUUUCCUAAUUUGCGUAUUUUGUGUUCUUCAGAAAACGUUUCCUGAUGAGGGGUACCUCAGGCUAAGCGCCCGGGCUUUGGGCCUCAUUUUUAAGAAGAGGUCUGCGCCGGGUGGGGCCAGGCUUCGAAAAAAAAAUCUUCAACUGUUGCUAAAAAAGUUUUCAUUCUAACUUUAGAUUUUCAAAUAAUUCCUUCAUGAAGAAAAAUUUGGGAAAAAAUGAUUUUACACACAAGUUCUAAUGGGAAAAAGGCGAAAAAGGAGCAGAUUCUGAUAAGGGAAAACUGGUGAAAAAAGACUCUCAGGUCGAGAAAAAAAAAAAGUUUAGCCGCUCUUUCAAUUUUUGAGUUUUUUUCGUUUUCGAAUAUUUUUUUUCCAAAAAAAAAUCUUAUUUUUUUCUCACAAGCUUCCAAAAAAAGGCGCACAAAAGGUGAUUUGAAGUGAAAAAAAGUUUUGAAAAAUGAAUUUAAAAAUUACAAUGAAGGCUAAGCCGCUCCUUCCACUCCUUGAUGAUCAGUUUUUGGUCUCAAGUAAAAUUAUUUGGUAUGAUUGUCCACUAAAAGGGUUUUUUUUCACAGAUUGAUCGCCCUGACUGAAGAAAAACUCCAACUGGAAUUGGGAAAACAAUCGGCCGAACAUCAAGUUCGCGAGCUGUCCAAGCAACUCAAUCUUCAGGUUGAAAUUCCUAUUUCUCUCCUGUGGAACAAUUUCUGUUCUUUUCAGGUCGCCGGACUGGUCACGCCUCACUCUGAGCAAGAACUUGAAGGAGUUUCGGUCAAGAAAGAGAUCGAAUCGACUGCCGAGGAUUUGGAUUUGAGCACGAGUAGUGGAGGUUCGUGAAAGGAAAGAUUGACGUUUCAGAGGAUAUUUAUUUGAGAAAAAAAAUUGAUGAUUUAGUGGUAAAGAGUUUUUAAGGCUACUUAACGCUACUUUAGGGAGAACUUGGACCUUUUUUUAUCGGAUGUACCUUGAAAAAACAUGAAAAAAAAUAAUUAAUGAGCAUUUGCCUUUUUUUUCCUGUUUUAUCAAUUGGUCAGGCGUUUUAUUUUUAUGGAGUAUGAAAUCUACAAUGUUUAGUUUCAUUUUCUUUUUACAACUCAUUUCUUUUAAAAAAUCUUCAAUUUUGUUCGAAAACUUGUUUCGAGUUUUUCAAUUUCAAUUCGAAGGUAUGGGCUCUUUUUAGAACACGGAAAACUUCCACACCUUUGAAUAUCUGAGAAAGAGUGAAUAGAUUAUUUCCCUUUCCGUAUAACUCAAGAGACAACAAUUUUCUUCGGUUAUUUUAGGUGAAAACGGUAUGGAUCUGGAAACGGAAGACGCGCCACUCGAACAGGAUGCCGUUCUGCCGAUUGAGAGGCAAAAUGAUGAACUUCGGCAGGAGUUGGAUCAAGCUCGUCAAGAACUACAACAAGUGCGCAUUUUCAGGGAAAAAAUUAGCAGAAAAUGAAAGAUUUUUUAGCGGGAUUUCAAUUUUGUCAGCUGUAUUAGGUUUUGAAGGCUGGAGAAUCAGUGUCUCAGCUUAACUAACAAUCAAAUUUCAUUCUCAUUUUGCAAACUUUUUGAUUCAAGGUACGCGCUGAGUUACGGAGGAGCAACACCCAAAACGAGCAAAUGGACCAGAUAAUGCGACAAAAUGCCGAGGACGAAAAUCAGAACUCGAUUCACGUCGAACUGACACAGGCCGUCACCAGAAUCAAUGAAUUGGCUUCCGAAAAUCAACAACUUCGAGAUGUUCGUGGGAAUUUGUGUCAUACCCGGUACACGGCUAGCGUGGCCUGUCUGCCCUCUCCACCAACCAGGCGCUAUCUAUUUUUUUAAUUCAUCUCGGGACCUUUUUCGAGGGAUCCAGCCAGCCGUAAAUAAGCUAUACUGUUUGAAAAAAAUCUAUUUUUUUCUCUUUUUCAAGCAGUUUUUUUCAAAAUUGGAUGAAGUUUUGAUGAGAAACGAUAGGAAGCUGUGAAAUAAACUAAAUUACAAAAUUAAAUCUCAAGAUAUUCAAAGGCUAAAAAAAAGAUAGGUACAAGGAUAUCCCACAAGGUUUUACGGGCUUUGAGAGCCACAAAAAAAAUUAUUUUUAGGCGCUUCUUGAGGCUCAAGAAGCCAACGACCGCCAUCUGCAGCAGAGCUUCAGUCGUGAAGAACCACCAAAAGUAGAAGGAACGAAAGAAAAAGACGUGGUUUCGGAGCAGCCUCGGCCCAGUCGAACUGGCGACGAGCCGCCGACGUCGGAAGGCCGAAACGACGACGAUUGGGCGAGGAAAGAACUCGAGAAGAGAUUCGCGCGCGCCAUGACUCAAAAUGCAGAGCUGACCGAGUCGAUCGACCGUCUCGAACAUAUUAACCAGCAGCUUCAGGUGAUUCAAUCAGUAUUAGUUUACAUAGAAGGUCAUUUUUGCGUAGGGUCUGGAAUUUUCUAUAAAUUUGCUCAAACAAUCUUUGAUACACUGGGAAUCGAUUCCGCAUAGUCGCUAUCUGCGCAAACUUUUCGUUUCGAAGAUAUGAUUUUUUAAUGUUCUCAUUCUUAAACACGUCACAAUGUUCGGAAGGGAUGUGUCCGCAGCACAAGUUAAUGCAUCGCAGCUAGGAGCGUGGUGCAAUGGCUAGUGCAGUAGCCUAUGAUGAAGGUUCGAAUCUUUUUGCCGCUAUCGUUUUUUGCCAUUUUUUUUUACGAAUUAUGAUGAACAUGUCGAAGUUUCAUAAUUAAAAACGUUCCAAAACCGUUCGGUGGCCAUUUUCUUCCAACAAUAAAUUUUUAUCAAAAAAAAUGUUUUUUGAAAGUUUCUUGGAGUUGCGGCAUGCUUCACAUCAUCAAAAAUAUUUUUCUUAAGUUUCUUUGUUCAAAAACGUUUUGGACUACGAAAUUUUGGAGGAAAUAACUUGUACUUUCACUUGUAUCAAAAAAAAAUUGCAGUAAGAAAGGAUUUGGAAUUUUUUCCAGCUUUACAGCUGUCCUUGCUGUUUCAGUGAACAUUUUUAAUGCGAAAAUGACGAUAAUGACGAUAUUGUAAUGUUGUCGGAUUCGGUAUAUUAAUAACUCAACAAUCGCCGGGCAGUAAAACUAAAAGUUUGAUUAAUCCAAACGUAUAUUUUCUUUUUCGAUAAUUUUCUUAGACUGAAUAAUUUUUCAGUUGGAAAACGACACGAUUGCGGACCACGUUAUCCUGUACCAACAUCAAAGAAGACUUGUCCGAGAACGGCUGAAAGUGAAAGAUGAACAACUGCGGGCUCUUGAGUCCGAGAGGACACGGACCGUUGAAAGGCGAGUUUUUUUUACGUUGAAAAAAUCUUUCGAAAUCGUCCCUGACAAUUUAGUGAUGAAUUUCUCAGAGACUGAAAAAAACCAAUAGCCUGAAUUUUUAUUCCAUUUUGAUAUAGGGAGAUUAAGAGAGCAUAUUGGCUUGGAUUAUGAAAAAAAGGUUUAUCAGAAAAAAAUAUUCCAUUCACUUCGGGAAUUUUUCCGUUUUUCAAAUUUUUUAAAAAGUUUCUUCGCAGUUUGGUCAGAUUCUGUAGAAUUUUUUUAAAUCAACUGGAUUUUUUUGUAGUUUCUUUAUUAAUUUCUCUUUUUGCAUAUUUUUGAGCAUUUUUCAUUUCAAAUCGUUUUUCUUACUAGCUUUCUGAUUCAAGUAUUCAUAGCGUUCGUUAUUUUAUUUGGAAAAAAAAAUUUGCGUACAUGAUAAAACUUCAUUUUUUUCCAUGAAAUUAUCUUUUAAAAUCGAUGUUAUGAAGUUCAUUGUUGCUUUUCAGGUGUCAAGAACUGCAGAAAGCGCUGAUGGCCGUUCUGAACAAGAGCGGAAUGCUCAAGGUUUUCCGAUAUUUCUGUCUAGGAGUUCAUUUUUCUGUUUCAGGAGUACCAGGUGUCGUCCAUCGCCAAGAAGGCGAAAAGACGCGUCAGCCGCUCCUAUAGUCACAGUACGGUCGACGAGGAACUCAGCGGCGACGAGGCGAUCCUCGUAGACGCCAAGGACGUCCUGGUCCGUCUUUUCCCUUUCGUACAACGAAAAGCUCAAUUUUUGUGGGCUUCGAUCGAUGUUAAGUCAUAAGCGCCUCCAAAAAAUUUUCGAAAAAAAUAACCUAAAGAACAGAAAAUGAAAGGUUUCAAUAUUUGAUUAACAACAAAAUAAAGAGAAAAAAUUGCGAAAAAACAAUUUGAAGGUGCCGCCACGAGACGGUGACUCAGUCAGCCGGCCGCGAUCGAAUACGGCCCUUUCCGACGCUUCGACGACGGCUUCUGUCCAUCAGAAGACGUCCGACGUCAACGCGCCGCUUCUUUCCAACCUUCCAGCUGAAGAGCCUCGGCCUGCGGCUUCUCUGACGUCUUCUCCUCGCAGCUCUUCGCCCUCCGGCCAAGUGUAUGUAGAUUUUCAGAUUUUAAAAAGCUUUAGCCCCUUCUAGAGGCUUUAGGUGUGCUUUUUAUUGCUGAGGACAGACUGGUUGAAUAAUAAUAUUUACUGGCUUAUGACAUCGCGAUAGACAAUAGUAGCGACCCAUCCUGGGCGAGUGUGUCUCUUCCUCCACUCAAGCUCUCAGAGGCGGCUUCCUGAGAGACGAGUGGGCGGUGGACGGUGUUUGAUAUAGCAUCCUUUACAACAUUACCAUUACAUCACCUACGGCCCCAGAAGACGCUUCGUCCCCGAAGCCUAAAAGAAAUGAAUGAGAAUACUAAUAGAAUUUAAGGAAUGGAGGUGAAAUAAUUUCAAAGAAAUGAAUAAUUUGGAUACUACGUGUAAAAUAGUCAUUGUAUUUGCUGCCGGAUAGCACUCCUAUAGCACUCUUACCGCGUAUUUUAUUUAUUGACUGACGAAGUGGAUAACUCGAUUUACCUUUGUUGGAACGAACAUUGAUCAUUACAAGAUCUACAAAAAUAAUAUUCAACUUUGCAGUAACACUGAAGAUGCCGAUGUUCGAAGGAUAUUGGAGCUGAUAACGGAUAUCAGCGUGAGUUUCAUUUGAGAGAAAAACAAUUGUAGCGAAAAUUGUUUCCUGCAAAAAUUUUUGAAUGAAAACCCUUUGAAACUCAUUUUUUGGGCGAGUUCUAAAUCAAACGAUGCUUAAACCUUGUUUUUUUAUAUAACGAGUUUUAAAAGGAAAUGAGAUCUUACAAAAAGCUUCGCUUCACUUGUUUCAUUUAAAAAUGAGUUCUAGAAAAAGUUUUUUUCUUCUCGCAUGAAAUACUUAUUUUUCAGAGACCCCCGCCUCAUGUGGCCGGCAACCUUCAUUGCACGCAGUGCAUUGGCGAAAUUCAACAUGUUUAG
This is a messenger RNA of Caenorhabditis auriculariae, 8699 nucleotides long. NCBI's taxonomy places the organism in Eukaryota, Metazoa, Nematoda, Chromadorea, Rhabditida, Rhabditidae. The record is from the annotation of a GenBank genome assembly.